AUGAAGUUCGCUUCCUUUUCACUCCUUGCGCUGGGCGCUCUUAUCCCGGAACUGGCCAACGCCCAGCUGUCUGGCACCGUUGGACCUACUACCAAGGCCGCUACCAAGGCCGCCAAGAAGACAUGUAACAUCACCAGCUACGGCGCCAAGACCGGUGCCACCGGUGACAUCGGCGCGGCCCUCAAGUCCGCUUGGGACGCCUGCAAGACCGGAGGUGAGAUCCUCAUCCCCGCCGGUGAAUGGGGUCUCGGCACUUGGCAGACUCUCUCCGGCGGAACCGGUGUUUCCAUCAACCUCGAGGGUACCAUCUACCGCACUGGAACUGCUGGCGGCCACAUGAUCAUCGUCCAGAAGUCAACCGAUGUCGAGUUCUACAGCGGCAACUCCAAGGGUGCUAUGCAGGGCUACGGCUACGAAUUCCACAAGCAGGGCAGCGGUGUCUACGGACCUCGUCUCCUGAGAUUCGUCUCUGUCACCGACUUCAGCGUUCAUGACAUUGCUCUCGUCGACUCUCCGGCUUUCCACUUCGUCAUGGACACCGUCACCAACGGAGAGGUCUACAACAUGAUUGUCCGCGGUGGCAACCAGGGUGGUCUUGAUGGCUUCAACUUGAUGGCUGCCAAGAACGUGCACGUUCACGACGUUGCCGUCACCAACAAGGACGAGUGCGUCACUGUCAAGAACAAGUCUAGCAACAUUCUCGUCGAGAACGUUUUCUGCAACUGGUCCGGUGGCUGCGGCAUCGGCUCAUUGGGCGUUGACACUGCCAUCUCCGACAUCCACUACCGCAACGUCUACACCUCCAACUCCAACCAGAUGCUCAUGAUCAAGAACAACGGUGGUGAUGGUGCCUUCCAGAACGCCAAGUUCGAGAACUUCAUCGGCCACGGCAACGCCUACUCCCUCAAGAUCGACUCUGCCUGGACCGGCCAGAGCAAGGUCGCUGGCGACGGUGUCGAGUACAAGAACCUGACCUUCUCCAACUGGAAGGGCACCGCCGCCAACGGUGCCGCUCGCGGUCCCGUGGUCGCCCUCUGCGCUGCCGCCGUUCCUUGCGAGAACAUUGACGUGUCCGGCAUCAACAUCUGGACCGAGUCUGGCUCGUCCAUUGUCGACAAGUGCAACAACGCCUUCGGCACUGGUCACUGCAUGCGCACCGGCUCUGGAACCUACACCAGCACUGCUACCACCAAGACCGUCACCAGCUACUCCGCUGCCACCAUGCCCGGCCUCGUCACCGCCGGACUCGGCAUCACCAAGUCCAUCGACAUUCCCGCCAUCCCCACAACCUUCUACCCUGGUGCCAAGCCCGCCAGUGCUCUUGCUGGCGCCGCUUAAGCGCGAGAAGGCCAUGAACAUGAAGC
This is a messenger RNA of Colletotrichum scovillei, 1364 nucleotides long. Its product is annotated as rhamnogalacturonase A precursor. The transcript has 3 exons. NCBI's taxonomy places the organism in Eukaryota, Fungi, Ascomycota, Sordariomycetes, Glomerellales, Glomerellaceae. Gene Ontology annotation, biological process: carbohydrate metabolic process. Bases 1 to 1338 code for a protein of 445 amino acids. Gene Ontology annotation, molecular function: polygalacturonase activity. The record is from RefSeq and is a predicted model, not a curated record.